Aspergillus clavatus NRRL 1 is the source of this 1713-nucleotide messenger RNA. Its product is annotated as inorganic phosphate transporter. Lineage: Eukaryota; Fungi; Ascomycota; Eurotiomycetes; Eurotiales; Aspergillaceae. Gene Ontology annotation, cellular component: membrane. Gene Ontology annotation, biological process: phosphate ion transmembrane transport. The coding region runs from base 1 to 1713 and encodes 570 amino acids. The record is from RefSeq and is a predicted model, not a curated record. The transcript has a single exon.
AUGAUUCCCCUCGCAACCGCCAAGUACGACUGGAUCCUCGCCAUCACCUCCAUUACCUUCGUCUUCAGCGCUUUUGGCAAUGGAGCCAACGAUGUCGCCAACUCAUAUGCCACUUCUGUUGCGGCUCGUACGCUGAGCAUGUGGCAGGUCGGUAUCCUGGCCGUUUGCACCGAAUUCAUUGGUGCUGUCGCCCUUGGCUCUCGCGUCACCGACACUAUCAAGUCUGGUAUUAUCGACAUCCGCCGUUUUGAUGAUAAGCCUGGUCCUCUCAUGCUGGCCAUGGGAUGUGCUGAGAUGGGUAAUGCCGCCUGGCUGAUGUUCGCUACGGGCAUGGGCUGGCCGGUGUCGACGACGCAGACCAUUGUCGGUGCUCUCGUCGGUGUUGGGUUUGCCACCCAGGCCUCUAUCCAUUGGGAAUGGACCAAGGGCAGUGUCUCCCAGAUUGCUGCCUCGUGGGGAAUUGCCCCCGCCAUCGCUGCCGGUUUCUCUGCCAUCAUCUUUGGAAUCUUGAAAUACACUGUUCUCGAGCGCAAGGACCCCUUCAAGUGGGCUAUGCGUCUCAUCCCCGUCUAUCUGGCCACCACUGGUGCCAUCCUCGCCCUCUUCAUCGUCGUUGAAGCCCCCACUGCCCCCUCGCUUGAAGAGUUCGGUGUUGGCAAGGCCACCGGAAUUAUCCUGGGUGUUUUCUUUGGCUGCCUGCUCAUCGGCGUCGUCUUUUUCGUUCCUUACUUCCACCGCCGUCUUGCUAUGAAGGAUGCCCGUGUCCGCUUCUACCACCUCCCUCUGGGGCCCUGGCUUCUCAAGGAGAACUGCCCGCUCUACUUCCCUGGCAAGGGCGACCAAUACGUCAUCAGCUACUACGAGGACGCCUUCGGCGAGGUCCGCGCCGGCACCAAGAUCGACGAGAAGGACAACAGCAACCCCACCCAGCCUACCGAUACCAAAGUCCUCACCGACCCUACUGACAUCGAGCGCAACGCCGUCUCCGUACAAAGCACCCCGCAGAUCAAGCCCCGCGAGAAGUUCUUUGGCUCCUACGAACGCUUCCUCCACCCCGUCCAGCACCUCCCCUGGAGCCACCCCCGCAAAUGGUACGGCUAUCUCAAAUUCGCCUGGCUGCAGGGCGUCACCCGCGACGUGGUCACCCACGACUCGGCCGAGCUGCGCGACAUCCACUCCCGCGCCCGCCGCUACGAUGACCGCGUCGAGCACCUCUGGACCUACUGCCAGGUCGUCUCGGCCAUGAUGAUGUCCAUCGCACACGGCUCCAACGACGUGGCUAAUGCGGUCGGCCCCUGGGCGGCCGUCUACGCGACCUUCCGCGCCGGUGUCGUCGACACCGAGACCCCCACCCCUGUCUGGUUCCUGGUCAUUGCCGGUCUGCUGCUUGGCCUUGGCUUCUGGUUCUACGGCUACAACAUCGUGCGCGCGCUGGGCAACAAGAUCACCCAGAUGUCGCCGACCAGAGGAUUUGCCACGGAGCUUGGAGCGGCGAUCACCGUGCUCCUGGCGUCCCGCUUGGGAUUGCCCGUCUCGACGACGCAGUGCUUGACUGGUGCCGCUACGGGUGUGGCUCUCAUGAACUAUGAUCUGGGCGCUGUGAACUGGAAGCAGCUGGGCUUUAUCUUCAGUGGAUGGGUGUUGACUUUGCCCUCUGCUGGAUUGAUUGCCGGCUUGUUGUGUUUGAUGGCGUUGAACGCGCCCCAUUUCUAG